GGAAGUGCCGAGACGGGGCGGGGCCCACAAUCUGACAGAUGUUGCCCCUGCGCGGCUGCCACCGCCGCCUCCUCUCCCUGCGCGGCGUCACCGCCCCCUCCCUUCUUCCUCCCAUCACCACCACCCCCACCACGUCCAUGGCGGCGCCCCAGUCCCACUCCCACCCCGCCAAAACCCUCCGCGCGAGCCCUCCUCCGCCCUCCACCGCCGGCUCGGCGCCCAAGAGGUCCAGGACGAUGGCCACCGACGCGGCGGCGACGGCGCAUUCGGCCUCGGCGGGGUGCUCCGCGAUGAAGGCCGAGUUCGCCAAGCACGCCGAGUACCUCAACACCCUGAAUGAUAAAAGGGAAAGGCUUGUGAAAGCAAGUCGGGAUUUGACAAUGAACAGCAAAAAGGCCAUCUUUCAGGUUCACAGGAUAAGUAAGAAUAACAAGGAAGAGGUUCUUUCAAAAGCUGAAAAUGAUCUCACUGUUGUGGUUAACCAAUACAUUGGGAAGUUGGUAAAAGAACUGCAAGGGACCGACUUCUGGAAGCUCAGAAGGGCCUAUACCUUUGGUGUACAAGAAUAUGUUGAAGCUGCAACAUUCUGCAGAUUUUGCAAGACUGGCACUUUAUUAAGUCUUGCUGAAAUCAAUGAUUCUUUGCUAGAGCUGGGUGACAAAUCUGUUGAGCCCUUACAGAUAAAUGUACUCGACUAUGUUUUAGGGGUUGCCGAUCUGUCAGGAGAGCUGAUGAGGCUUGCAAUUGGCCGUAUAUCUGAUGGAGAAGUUGAAUAUGCCAAAAACAUUUGUGCAUUUGUACGUGAUAUAUACAGGGAGCUGACCCUUGUGGUGCCUCUGAUGGAUGACAAUAGUGAGAUGAAGAAGAAGAUGGAGACUAUGCUGCAAAGUGUAGUGAAAAUUGAGAAUGCUUGCUUCAGUGUUCAUGUGAGAGGAUCAGAGUACAUCCCUUUGCUUGGCUCAUCUGCUGAUCCAGAUUACUCUUUUUUUGGUGCCUCAGACUUUGACCAAUGAAGCCUUUGAAGCUAGAUCCCCAAACUGACAUGUUAGACGAACUAUUGCUCUUAGCUUCCAGCUUGUUCACCGCCUGAAAUCGUUGCUGGUGUACUACAGCAUGGAAUGUGUUAAAUGGAGCUUGGAAGAUUGUUUUUUUAUAAACUUAAAUUAGGAUUUCGUUAUCUCCACUCCAAUGGUUUCUAUUAACCAAUAUCUAUGCUUUUGUCUGACGUCUUGGAUAUCUCCAUUUAAGUUAAUAGAAAUAAAGGAAAAUCUAAAUAAAAAAAAGAUCA
This is a messenger RNA of Oryza sativa Japonica Group (Japanese rice), 1288 nucleotides long. RefSeq lists its product as uncharacterized. Gene Ontology annotation, molecular function: RNA endonuclease activity; RNA binding; sequence-specific DNA binding. The record is from RefSeq and is a predicted model, not a curated record. Lineage: Eukaryota; Viridiplantae; Streptophyta; Magnoliopsida; Poales; Poaceae. Gene Ontology annotation, cellular component: nucleus; cytoplasm.